UGUGACGCGUGACCAUUAUAAGGUCUUCCUUGUCCCAUCACCGCCUCCGCGCCUCUGCAUCUUACCCUCACUCGCAUUGGCAAGCCGCACCGCACACACAAAUAUGCCACCGGGCGCCUCAUCAACGAGCUCGCUUCUGGGAACGCGAAGACGUACGGAGGAGCCAGAGAACGGCGCAUCAGCGAGCAAGCGACCGCGGCUGGAGACGAAUCAAGAGGCGCAGGCGCGGCAGAGCAGUAAGAAGCGGAGCAAGAAGCGUCGGAGGAAGGGCCCGCUUGCUACUGCGGCCAAUCGCGGGGAUGAGGGUGGGGAGGAGGACGAGGAGCAAGAGGAGGUGGGGACGGAGGUCGGCCCGGGUUUAGUUGCGAAGAGAAACCACGCGGAUGAGGAUGUCGAGAACAAGGGCACACGUUCCCGAUCGCGUAGUCAAGGAGAGAAAGCGGAGGCGAGGUCGAGGCCACCCAGUCCCCCUCAAGAAAGUCCCGAGGAAAUUAUCGCUAAUCUCAAGGCUGCAUUGGCGGCGCAGUCAGUGCAACUAGCCCUCAAGAACGACACAAUACAGUCGAUUACCAACAGCCUAACCUGCCAAAUCUGCCUUGAUUACCUGCAAAAGCCCUUCGCUAUGGCUCCGUGUGGCCACAUCGCUUGCUACAGCUGCCUCAAAUCCUGGUUCACUGCUGGCAGUAAUGGUCCGAACUACGUGCACAAGAAGAAGACGUGUCCUCACUGUCGAGCCGUCAUCCGUGAGCGCCCGGUGGAGGUGUGGGCCGUGAAGGAUGCUGCGACGACGUUGUUCAAGGCAGAGGGCGCUGUGCAGGUCCCACUCGUUGCAGCACUUCCGGCCGAGGUAGCAGGUGCUGCGCCCCUCGUGCCCGCGGCGGCUACUCCGGACGAUGCGGACCCUUGGAAACAUAUCUUCCGUCCCAUCUACAAACCGCCUACACCUGGUGACCGUCCCGGCGUCGCUGACGAUGUCGAUGAGCAAGAAAUGGGCAUGUACGACGCCGAGGAUCAAGUAUACCGUUGCUUCGACUGCAUGCACGAGAUCUGGAGCGGCGAGUGCACGCACUGCCAUCGCGCGUAUCCUGGCCACCCCGCGGACUACGACGACGAAGACGAUGAAUUCAUUCCCUUCCCGCGCAUUCCGCUGUUCGACUUCUUCCCGCACGAGGAAGACCUAACAGACGACGAGGAUGGGUUCGAUGGAUUCGAUCUGCCCAAUCUCUACGGCGACGGCUACAGCGACGGUGAAGAGGAGGGUGAGGAAGACGGCGAAGCCGAUGAGGAAGCGCCACAUCUGGCCCCAUCGGACGAAGAAGAGGACGACAACGACGACGCGCUCAGGGCCGCCGGUCGUCGGAUAGCCCGCCUCACCCGUACCCUGUUCGCCCCGCGGCAUGAAGUCAUCGACGUGAGCAGCGAGGAGGAGGAAGAGGAAGAGGAGGCCAUGCCUGUUCCACCGAGGCGACCGAAUCGCCGUCGCCUCCCUGCCGUCGACUCGGACGAGGAGGAUGGGGAAGAGGACGGAGGAGGCGUCGCCGAAGUCAUUGAAAUUCAGGACGACGAGGACGACGGCGCGUCCGACGAGGGGUACCCCUGGUCCGCGGGUCCAUGACCCAUACGCGCACCUGGACGAGCGCCUCGACAUCCAGGAUGACAGGUCCGUCGUCGAGGAUGGCGACCAAGUGGAUGACGGCGACCAGGUGGACGACGACGAAUACGAUCACCGACACCCGUACGCCGAGCACUACCCGCCCGAUCAUCUCGAUAGGGGUGGCAAUAACUACUACGGCCAGGGUGCCUUCGAUGAUGAUGACGAAGAGUACCCGGACUAUGGCGGCGUGGAGGACGAGGAUGAGGAGGCGGGGAUUGUGUACCCCAGCGAUGAGGAGAGGUACUCGGA
This is a messenger RNA of Schizophyllum commune H4-8, 1903 nucleotides long. RefSeq lists its product as uncharacterized. NCBI's taxonomy places the organism in Eukaryota, Fungi, Basidiomycota, Agaricomycetes, Agaricales, Schizophyllaceae. The transcript is spliced from 4 exons. The coding region runs from base 104 to 1615 and encodes 503 amino acids. Gene Ontology annotation, biological process: proteasome-mediated ubiquitin-dependent protein catabolic process. Gene Ontology annotation, molecular function: metal ion binding; ubiquitin protein ligase activity. Gene Ontology annotation, cellular component: nucleus. The record is from RefSeq and is a predicted model, not a curated record.